Messenger RNA from Neocloeon triangulifer, 1366 nucleotides. RefSeq lists its product as uncharacterized. The record is from RefSeq and is a predicted model, not a curated record. The coding region runs from base 36 to 1310 and encodes 424 amino acids. Lineage: Eukaryota; Metazoa; Arthropoda; Insecta; Ephemeroptera; Baetidae. The transcript has a single exon.
UUCAUAUUGGCACGACACCAACACUGCUCAUCAGAAUGACUUCCAAUCCGGCGGACCUAAAACUGUUGGUCCACCCGGGUGACCUCCUGGCAGCAGUGAAGACCAAAUUUGGGCCCACCGCAUCCAUAAUCAACUAUGAAGUCGAGUUGGGAACGGAGACGCUGCAAGGGUUUGCAUCGCUCAUUUUAAGGGUCGCAGCAAAGGUUCGAGUUAACGAUUUUGAAAAUGUGGAUGCACGAUUCAUUGUGAAGAGGAAACCAGCUUACGCAGCCCACGCUGAAAUGAUGGGCGGUCUCGGUGACAUCGGCCUGAGGGAGAGCAAGUAUUUUAAUGAAAUUUUGCCCAUUCUCGAGGAGAAGGCCGGACAGUUGCCUGUCGUUCGCGCCCUUGUAUCCCACAAAGAUGCGAUUGUCAUGGAGGACUUGUGCGAAUCCGGGUUUGAAACUGUGUCCAAGACAAUGACGGACAUUGGGCGAGGAAAGGCGCUGACUCUGCCAAUUGCACGUGUGGUAGCGAGGAAACUGGCCAAACUUCACGCCGCUUCGCUCGGAAGGAACUGGCUGGAAACAGAAGCAGAAAUGUUUGAGAGCGAUCCGAUUUUUGACGGACCUCAAAAAGAAAUUUUUAAGGGGAUGGUCAUGAAUGCAUUUUUGAAUAUCAUAAUUCCGAUUAUCGAUGAAUUUUUUGGCGACGUUCCUAUUCUCAAAAAAGUUGUUGAUUUCACUAAUGGACCAAGGUAUUUUGAAACUGUGGCAGAGGUAAUAAAAGACAAAAGCUUCAGACAAAAUGUUGUCCUACACGGAGAUUGCUGGCUGAACAAUUUUAUGUUCAAGAUUGACCCAGAAACCGAAAAGGUCAUUGACAUGCGGUUCAUUGAUCUACAGAUUGUCAGAUUUGGGUCUCCCGCAAAAGAUCUACUCUAUUUCCUGUAUUCAUCUUCAAGCUUAGAGUUUCGUGAAAAAUAUGAGAGGGAAAUCUUGAAAACAUAUGUUGAGGCAUUUAAUGCAGAGGCAAAUGAAACUCCAGAUUUGCUUCAAUUUGAAGAUUUGGUUCAAGAUUAUGAGAAAUCACGCAUAUUUGGAAUUUUCAUAGCAAUGGGAUUGCGCCCUGUUCAAUUUUUGACGUUGUUUGCUCCCCCGUCUGGUGGAGGAUUGGAUAAUGACUUUCUUGAGCAAGUCAAGGACCCCUCAAAAUGGGCCGAGCCAGCAAAAAAACAGUUUCGGGAGGACGAUAUUGUGAAAAAAGAGUUUACAGAUUUAAUACAUCACAGCAUUGAUGUUUUAAAACAAUAUAUUGAUGUAGAAGAAUAAAUUAAAAAAUCGUUUUUCCAAUAAAUAUUUAAACAGCCUAGUUUCAUUUAUUGUAA